Messenger RNA from Oreochromis aureus, 1188 nucleotides. RefSeq lists its product as uncharacterized. The transcript has 4 exons. NCBI's taxonomy places the organism in Eukaryota, Metazoa, Chordata, Actinopteri, Cichliformes, Cichlidae. Bases 109 to 747 code for a protein of 212 amino acids. The record is from RefSeq and is a predicted model, not a curated record.
UGUACCUCUGUGUGUGAUACUACUUUAAGGUCUAUAUAACUCCUUUCAGUUUAUCAUCGUCUGUACUAUCAGCAGCAGUUACACUGUUACUUUGACACCUGGACAAAUAUGGACGCAUUGAAACUGUUCUUUAUUCUGCUUCUACCACUAACUGCAUGUUCACAAGAUUUGGGAGGAGAAACUGUUGUGAAAACAAUUGGGAAGCAACCAGAUGUCACUCAAAUAUGCACCAAUGAAACACAGAACAUCAUCACACUGAUAGUUUGUACGAUCAGAACUCAGAGAAGUGGAGGAGGAAAUUGUGUUCUGCUGUAUGAACAUGCACGGGGCUUUGAGCACAAAUGUGACUCCAGGUUCACACUGAUGAAAGAAAAUCAGACUGUGUUUCUCCACCUGAUCAAUUUAACAUCAGAGGACAGUGGGAGCUACAGCUGUCAGUGUACAAGUCCUGGAAGAACAAAUAUUCUCCAUCUUAAUGUCACUGUGGAAGGUAAACAAGAACUAAGCAGCAGGUCUGGAACAGAAACAGUUCCUCUUACACUGAUUUGUGUAACUGUGUUCAUCAUUGUGAACUUAGUUAUCUUUGGAUUUAUUCACGCACGACUGCGCCACAGGAUGGAAAUACACAAGAUGACCCUUACACAAACCUUCAGCAUGCAACAAACAAUCUCUACCAAACUGUCACCUCAGAUCACCAAAAACACAAUGCAACUACAAAUUAAGCACACUAAUUGUCUGUUGUUGUGAUUAGAUUUGGCCUUUAUAAUCAAACUCUUUAACAUAUGUAAAUGUUAACAGUUAUAUAUAAUAUAUUUAUAUAUAAUAUGUAAAAUAUAUAAUAAUAACUGUAGGUGGCACAUGAGUAUUAGUUUUCUAAGAGAAAUUGUUUUGGAUGAUCAUUACCUGCCUUUACUUUCACUGUUUUGUAGUAACUGAGGCCAUUCAGUCAUGACACUCCAGCUCUUUGAAACAGGUUCACAGAUUUAUACGUGUAUACUCUGGAAAAAUGGCUGACAGUAUAAAAAUGCAAUAAACUGUGUCAAAUAUGACUCCUCGUGUAGCAUUUUUAAAGCACAUUUCUUUUACUGUCUUUUACUGAUGUUACUGAUUGUGACGUGUCACAGUCAGACUUUUCAAAUUACAGAUACACAGAGAUAUCAGUCUGGCUGUCUUAGUCGUGGCUUAAAA